Messenger RNA from Erpetoichthys calabaricus (reedfish), 3395 nucleotides. It is a transcript of the gene aplp2, whose product is annotated as amyloid beta (A4) precursor-like protein 2. Gene Ontology annotation, biological process: axonogenesis; central nervous system development. Lineage: Eukaryota; Metazoa; Chordata; Cladistia; Polypteriformes; Polypteridae. Gene Ontology annotation, molecular function: transition metal ion binding; heparin binding; serine-type endopeptidase inhibitor activity. The coding region runs from base 128 to 2473 and encodes 781 amino acids. The transcript is spliced from 18 exons. The record is from RefSeq and is a predicted model, not a curated record. Gene Ontology annotation, cellular component: membrane.
GUCGCAGCACAGCAGCAGCCAGACGCGCAGACACCGAGGAAGGAAAGUGUUUGUUGUGGCGUUGAAUCUGAGUUUCUCUGCUGCUCCGUUUGACUUAUAGGAUUUUGUUUGGCUGCUCUCCAGCAGCAUGGGAACCGUCCCAGUGCUGUCCGUCCUCAUCCUGGCGGUCGCUGUCCCAGGCCUGGCGGGCUACAUUGAGGCUCUUGCCGCCAAUGCUGACACUGGCUUUGCAGUGGCCGAGCCCCAGGUGGCUAUGUUUUGUGGGAAGCUGAACAUGCAUGUGAACAUUCAGACAGGAAAAUGGGAACCAGACACAUCGGGCAUUAAGAGUUGUUUGAGAAGAAAGGAGAUGAUCUUGCAGUACUGCCAGGAGAUGUACCCAGAACUACAAAUCACAAAUGUGGUGGAGGCGAAUCAGCCCGUCCAGAUUGAUAACUGGUGCAAACAGGGAAAGCAGCAAUGUGCCGGCCAUUCCCAUAUUGUCGUUCCCUACAAGUGUCUAGUGGGGGAGUUUGUCAGUGAUGUGCUAUUGGUACCAGAGAAGUGCCGAUUUUUCCACAAGGAGCAAACGGAUGUGUGCGAUAGCCACCAGCACUGGCACAGUGUAGCCAAGGAGGCAUGCUCCAUGGAUUCCAUGAUCCUGCACAGCUAUGGAAUGCUGCUUCCAUGUGGCAUCGAUAGGUUCCACGGCACAGAGUACGUUUGCUGUCCUUCUGCUCGACCAGGAGAUGACGUAGUCUCCAAAGAAAUGCAGAAUCAAGAGCAUCAGCAGGAAGUGGAGGAAGAUGAAGAAGAGGAGGAGGACGAUGAAGAUGAGGAAGUAGAAGUUAGUGAGCGAGAAGAGGAGGAAGAGGAAGAAGAAGAAGAGGAAGAAGUGGAGAGCGUGGUAGAGAAGAGCAGUGAGGCUCCCACACAGGAGAAUGUGGAUGAGAAGGCUGAGGCAGUGGAGGAACCUGAGGAGGAGGACGAUUUGGACUAUGUGUAUGAAGAUGCAGGGGAGGACGAAGCUGAAUAUGGGGAUAAUGAAGAAGCUGUAAACACUCCAGAAAAGAUCCCUGCUGACAAGACCUAUGAAGAAGUCAAAGCUGUCUGCUCUCUGGAGGCGGAGACGGGGCCUUGCAGGGCCAUGAUGCCCCGCUGGUACUUCGAACCGGACCAGCACAAGUGCGAGCGUUUCGUCUAUGGAGGCUGCGGCGGCAACCGCAACAAUUUUGACUCUGAGGAGUACUGCAUGGCUGUGUGCAGUCGUCUGAUUCCACCAACCCCUCAACCUACUGAUGAUGUGGACGUAUACUUUGAGACACCUGCUGAUGAGAAUGAACAUGCUCGCUUUCAGAGGGCAAAGGAGCAGCUGGAGGUGCGGCAUCGUACCCGCAUGGAGAAGGUGAGGAAGGACUGGGAGGAGGCUGAAAGACAAGCAAAGAACCUACCUAAGGCUGAGAGACAGACCCUCAUCCAACGCUUCCAGACUAUGGUAGAGUCCCUAGAGCAAGAAGCUGCCAGUGAGAAGCAGCAGCUGGUAGAGACCCAUCUGGCAAGAGUGGAAGCUAUGCUAAAUGAUCGUCGCAGAGUCUCUCUGGAAAACUACUUGGCUGCACUGCAGGCUGAUCCACCACGGCCCCACAGAAUCCUGCAGGCCUUAAAGAAGUAUGUUCGCACUGAGAAUAAGGAUCGUCAGCACACAAUCCGUCACUACCAACAUGUCCUAGCUGUCGACCCUGAGAAGGCAGCACAGAUGAAAUCUCAGGUGAUGACACACCUGAGAGUCAUCGAGGAAAGAAUGAACCAGAGUCUGUCACUGCUCUACAAGGUGCCAUAUGUAGCUGAGGAGAUUCAGGAGGAAAUUGAUGAGCUGAUGAGGGAGCAAAAGGAGGAUAUGAGCCAAUUUAUGUCAUCUAUUUCGGAGUCACAGACUGAUGUCACUGUGUCCUCUGAGGAGAGUGUAGAGCUACCGCUUGUAGAGGGCAAACCCUACCGCCCCAUCCAGGUUAAAAGUCUUGGGGCACUGCCAGAGGGAGAAGCCGCUCUCCCAGAUUCUCCCCGGGCCAUGAAGAAAGGAUCAGGAAUGUCGGGACUAGAUGGCCUAAUUGGAGCAGAGGAAAGAGUUAUCAACAGCAAGGGAAAGCUUGGUGAAAAUGUGGUGGUUGACGAGACUCUGGAUGUUAAAGAGGUCAUUUUCAAUGCAGAGAGAGUCAGCGGUGUGGAUGAGGAGAUGGAUUCAUUCAGACCCCUUGGAGAGGAGUUUAACUUCAGCAGCAGUGCCCUGAUUGGUCUGCUCGUGAUUGCAGUGGCCAUAGCAACAGUGAUUGUCAUCAGUUUGGUGAUGCUGCGGAAGAGGCAGUAUGGCACCAUCAGCCAUGGCAUCGUGGAGGUUGACCCCAUGCUGACUCCAGAGGAGCGACACUUGAGUAAAAUGCAGAACCAUGGCUAUGAAAACCCAACCUACAAAUACCUGGAGCAGAUGCAGAUCUAAGCGGGGCAGGGCGGAUACGGGCUGGGAGGCGUGCACUACUGACCAAUAAUGACUCGGCUUUGCUUCCAGAGGGUGGCCCUGUGCUGGCUAAUCUGUUUGUUCAUAACCAUUAGGACAGACUUCCUUUUUCCUUUGACUGAUGGAGAGGUGGCCGGGUGAUUUGUGACAAGACUGAAUUUUAUUUUGCUUUCACAUGCUGACGAGAUUAUCUGUAUUGAACAAGGAUGUCCAUUUUCUUACUAGAUUGCCUGUAUAUGGAGUUUAUUUGUACUGAUUUUAUGUAUAGUGAAGACAUGAUCCUAUCUUUGAUUUUUUUUUUUUUUUCUUUUUUUUUUAUAUCCUGUUUGCUGUUGCAAAAUGAAUGAGUAGGUGGGGGAUUGUAUUCUUGCAGUUGCCCCCGCCCCCACCUCAGGGGCCCCCAGGACCCCAGCAAAGCUGCCAGCAUGCUGCCCAGACUUGAGGAACCAGCUGAGCACCAGGGGUUGGGUGACAGUGCUGCUUUGACUUUGCUUUUUGUAAAUUUUAAAAUUCUUUUAAGGCGAGACGCGAGAGACAAAUUUUUAGAGUGCUGGUGUCUGUGUGGGGUCCCUCUCACUUUCCGUAAUGUCUUCUUCGUAUGCCUGUAUAGUUGGUGUUGCUAAAUCAUGGCUUUUAAUCGAGGUUCUGGUAACCUGUGGCAUAUAUAUAUAUAUAUAUAUAUAUAUAUAUAUAUAUUAAAAAAAACUUUUUAUAUAUAUAUAUAUAUAUUUUUUUUUUUUUCUUUCCGUGACUUAUCUCUUCUGUCCGUUAGUAUCCCACUAUGCACCAAAGUGGCUUUUUUCCCUGUAACGCCUGCUUGAUUGCGGGAGUGUGUAAUUAAAACAAGAAAACUGUAAUAAGAGAGGGAAAAAAACACAUCAAUAAACACUAUGACUUCCAUACA